AUGGUCGCUGACAUCAAAUCACCUGCCGGCCUUUCUGCCUUCAACGAUUUGCUGGUCAAUCAAUCGUUUGCCAACGGUUACACGCAUUCGGGUGAGGACUCGUCUCUCUUCGAAGCUCUUGGAAAUGCCCCCGAUGCUGCGAAAUACCCCAAUGUCGCCAGAUGGUACCGAAACAUCGCCAGCUACGAAAAGAACGAGAGAUCAGCAUGGCCAUCUGCGGGAGGAUCUGGAAAUGCUGCUGCUAAGGACGACGAUGAAGACAUCGAUCUUUUCGGAUCAGACGACGAGGAAGAUGCCGAGAAGGCCGCUAUUGUCGCCCAACGUCUGAAGGAAUACCAAGAGAAGAAAUCCAAGAAGCCCGGCCCAAUUGCAAAAUCAUCCGUGAUUCUCGACGUGAAGCCAUGGGACGAUGAGACUGAUCUUAAAGAGCUCGAGGCCAAAGUUCGAAGCAUUGAAAUGGAUGGACUUGUGUGGGGAGGUGGCAAGCUUAUCCCAAUCGGUUAUGGUAUCCAAAAACUUCAAAUUAUCAGCGUGAUCGAAGAUGCAAAAGUGUCCGUUGACGACCUCAGUGAAACAAUCACCGGUUUCGAAGACUUCGUCCAGUCGGUUGAUAUUGUUGCAUUUAACAAAAUC
Mesorhabditis belari is the source of this 633-nucleotide messenger RNA. The record is from the annotation of a GenBank genome assembly. NCBI's taxonomy places the organism in Eukaryota, Metazoa, Nematoda, Chromadorea, Rhabditida, Rhabditidae.